Didymodactylos carnosus is the source of this 1149-nucleotide messenger RNA. Lineage: Eukaryota; Metazoa; Rotifera; Eurotatoria; Philodinida; Philodinidae. The record is from the annotation of a GenBank genome assembly.
AUGGCGUCUUUCAACGAAAGUACAACUUGGUCUGCUCCUUUUGUAACAACACAACGGCCAGAUCAACUUCAUCAAUCUGAAGUUGAACUUGAGGAAUUUAGACUUGUUUGGCUCGAUAAUGAUUUAAAUGAUAAUGAGAAUUCUGUUGAUAUUCAAAUUGGUUUACAAACUAUUGUACAAAAUAUUAAUCAAUAUAAAAGCAAUGAACAGUGUUAUAAUGAUAUGCGACAAAUGAUCAAAGAAAAAAUAUUUUUAAUUAUAUCAGAUUUUCUACCAUCGGAGCAAUAUUUGUCUGAUAUUAAUAGAUUACAACAAGUUCUUUGUGUCUAUUUAUUAAACUCAUCCAGUGAAGAGUUUCCAUGGAUCAAACAAUAUAGAAAAUUAUCAACAGUUGACAAUGUUUCGUCUUUACAUGAACGAAUAAGAGACGAUGUUGGAAAAUAUUCAUAUCCAUUUAAUAGUUUAGAGAAAGAUGCAACAAAAAAGCUAAUGAAAAAUUUAAAUGUAGAUAGUCGAUUAUUUAUUUUACAUCAAUUAUUAACUGAAGUAUUACUUCGAUUACCAAAAACAGAACGAAGUAAAGCAGAUUUUAUUGAAUUUUGUAAAAGUUAUUAUCAAAAUAAUCAGCCUAUGCUCGAAAAAGUUGAACUGGUUAACAAUACAUAUCCUCAUAUAUCACCUAUUCAAUGGUACACUAGUCCCUUAUUCUUUUUAUCCUCAGUAGUAAAUAAAACAUGUCGUAGAGAAAAUAUUCGACUCAUGUUCAAAGUACGAAUAUUCAUACAUGAUCUAUACGAAAAGUUAAAGGAAUUACAUCCACAGAUCGUAGAUACAAUUCUAGCGACGUUCACUGUGUACAGAGGUAUGAUAAUGAUGGUAGAAGAAUUUAAAACGUUACAAAAUAAUAUCAGUGGUCUUGUGUUAACAAAUUCAUUUGUGUCAACAACAUAUGAUAGAGAUGUUGCUAUAGCAUUUUCGGGUGAAGGAAAAGUUCCAGUUGGAUACAUCUCUGUUAUAUUUAAAAUGGAAAUUGAUGUUAAACGAAAUAAAUCGAAACCAUUUGGUUAUCUCAGAGGAGAAACUGCAAACAAAGACGAGGAUGAAAUUCUGUUAUCAAUAGGCAUGAUAUUUAAAUGUACAUCGAAUUAA